This is a messenger RNA of Erythranthe guttata (spotted monkey flower), 1980 nucleotides long. RefSeq names its product protein NRT1/ PTR FAMILY 4.3. Gene Ontology annotation, molecular function: transmembrane transporter activity. Lineage: Eukaryota; Viridiplantae; Streptophyta; Magnoliopsida; Lamiales; Phrymaceae. The record is from RefSeq and is a predicted model, not a curated record. Gene Ontology annotation, biological process: transmembrane transport. Gene Ontology annotation, cellular component: membrane.
ACACACACCAAACCAAUUGUGUGUGUGUUUCUGUGAAAGAAGAAAAAAAUGGAGUUGAAGGGAGAAAACCAAAAGCAUAAUUCUGAUCAAGAAGAUGAGAUCACUACCGUUGAUUGGAGAGGCCGUCCUUCCAACCCUCUCAAGCAUGGCGGAAUGAGAGCUUCUGCUUUUGUUCUAGGGCUGCAAGGAUUUGAGAUAAUGGGGAUAGCAGCGGUGGGGAACAAUCUGAUAACAUACGUAAUAAACGAGAUGCAUUUUUCUUUACCGAAAUCCGCAAACACCGUCACCAACUUCAUCGGAACCGUUUUCAUCCUCGCACUCCUCGGCGGCCACCUCUCCGACUCGUAUCUCGGCUGCUUCUGGACCAUGCUCAUAUUCGGCUUCAUCGAACUCUCCGGUUUCAUCCUGCUAUCGGUGCAAGCGCAUCUUCCACAACUGAAACCGCCGCCGUGCGGCGAGAACGAGUUGUGCGUGGAGGCGAAGGGUUUAAAGGCGCUGAUAUUCUUCGUGGCGCUCUAUUUGGUGGCGUUGGGGAGCGGGUGCGUGAAACCGAACAUGAUAGCGCACGGCGCGGAUCAGUUCAGACAGGACGAUCCGAAAGAGUCGAAGAAGCUGUCGAAAUACUUCAACGCCGCGUAUUUUGCGUUUUCGAUGGGCGAACUUAUUGCGCUGACGGUUCUUGUUUACGUGCAAACGCACUCCGGUAUGGACGUUGGUUUCGGCGUGUCGGCUGCCGCCAUGGCCGUAGGGUUGAUAAGCUUGAUCUGUGGUACGGUUCUAUACCGGAAUAAGCCUCCUCGAGGAAGUAUUUUGACCCCUAUUGCACAAGUGUUUGUGGCAGCAACUUUAAAUAGAAAGCAAAUUUGUCCUUCUGAUCCCUCCAAAGAGCAGCUGCAUGCUAAUACAGACAACCCCAUUUCUGACAAUUUUGUCAAUCCUCAACUCUCUCAAAGAUUCAGAUUCUUGAACAAGGCUUGCAUCAAGAUUGAUCCAAUUCAAGAAAAUGGAAGAAACAAAAGGCAAAGCCCAUGGAGAUUGUGCACACCAAACCAAGUGGAACAAGUCAAAACCCUAAUCUCAAUAAUCCCAAUAUUUGCAUGCACAAUAAUAUUCAACACAAUAUUAGCACAACUCCAAACAUUCUCAGUCCAACAAGGCAGCUCAAUGAACACACACUUAACCAAAAACUUCCACAUACCACCAGCCUCCCUCCAAUCAAUCCCUUACAUCAUGCUCGUAUUCAUCGUACCGCUCUACGACACUUUCUUCGUACCUUUCGCCCGUAAGUUCACCGGCCAUACCUCCGGGAUCGCCCCUCUCCACCGCAUAGGCGUCGGCCUUUGCCUCGCGACUCUCUCCAUGGUCUCCGCGGCCCUCAUGGAGAAAAAGAGACGGGACGCGUAUUUGCACUCGGGCGAGAUAGUUUCGAUAUUUUGGAUCACGCCUCAAUUCUUGAUAUUCGGGGUAUCGGAGAUGUUCACUGCGGUCGGAUUGAUCGAGUUUUUCUACAAGCAAGAUUUGAAGGGCAUGCAGUCGUUUCUGACGGCGAUUACUUAUUGCUCGUACUCGUUCGGAUUCUUUUUUAGCUCGGUUCUCGUUUCGCUUGUGAAUAAGGUUACGUCGUCGUCGUCCGGUGGUCGAGGGUGGUUGGGGGAUAAUGAUUUGAGUAAAGAUAGGUUGGAUUUGUUUUAUUGGCUCUUGGCGGUUUUGAGCUUCGUCAACUUCUUCAAUUAUUUGUUUUGGGCGAGGUGGUGUUCGAGAAAUAAUAAUCGAUCCCCGGCGGCGGCGGCACCACCACCGGGAAAAGUCGACGGUGGUGACAUUGUAUGAUUAAUGUUUUCUUUUGUUUUGAGAAAAAAAAAGGAGGGAAAUGAUGUAGGGAUAAUUAAUUAAAUAUGGUGUUUUAUAUGAAUGUACAUAAAAUUAAAUGGAUGUGAUUAAUUAAUUUGCUAUUAUAAUCUACUUAUUUAAUUCCCUUUU